Messenger RNA from Drechmeria coniospora, 777 nucleotides. RefSeq names its product electron transfer flavoprotein beta-subunit. Lineage: Eukaryota; Fungi; Ascomycota; Sordariomycetes; Hypocreales; Ophiocordycipitaceae. The record is from RefSeq and is a predicted model, not a curated record. Gene Ontology annotation, molecular function: electron transfer activity. The transcript has 3 exons. Gene Ontology annotation, cellular component: cytosol. The coding region runs from base 1 to 777 and encodes 258 amino acids.
AUGUCUGCAUUACGGAUCCUCGUCCCCGUCAAGCGGGUCAUUGACUAUGCCGUCAAGCCUCGAGUCAACAAGACGCAGUCGGCGGUCGAGACGGCGGGGGUCAAGCACUCGAUGAACCCCUUCGACGAGCUCUCGGUCGAGGAGGCGGUCCGAAUCCGCGAGAAGAAGAGAGCCGCUGGUGGGGUCGAGGACAUCUGCGCAAUCUCGGCCGGGCCGGCCAAGGCGCAGGACAUCCUGCGGACGGCCAUGGCUAUGGGUGCUGACCGCGGUAUUCACGUCGAGGUCAAAGAGGGCGACGACCUCGAGCCGUUGACGGUGGCCAAGAUGCUGCAGAAGGCGGUCGAGAAGGAGAAGAGCAAUUUGGUGAUACUCGGCAAGCAAAGCAUCGACGACGAUGCGGCCCAGACGGGCCCGAUGCUGGCCGGCCUGCUGGGCUGGCCGCAAGCCACCCAGGCGAGUAAGAUCGAGUUCGGCGAGGGCGACAGCGUUACGGUGACCAAGGAGGUCGACGGCGGCGUCGAGACGGUGCGGGCCAGGCUGCCGCUCGUCGUGACGACCGACCUUCGCCUCAACGAACCCCGCUACGCGAGCCUGCCCAACAUCAUGAAGGCGAAGAAGAAGAAACUGGACAAGGUGACGCUCGGCGACUUUGGACUUGAGAACGAGAAGCGGCUCAAGGUGGUCCGGGUGACGGAACCGCCCGCGAGGCAAGGCGGCGGCAAGGUAGAGAACGUUGACGGCUUGAUCGGCAAGCUCAAGGAGCUGGGUGCCCUGUGA